UAAGAUCUGAACCAGCGGAGAACGCACGCUAUUGUUAUAUCAUUAUCAUUGUCAUCGUCCGUGGCGAUUCGCGCCGUGUCCCCACCGUGUGUCCGCGCGGCCCCUGUGUUUUCGUCGUGUCGACCGUGUGUUGCCGCCUCCAGGAUUCACCCCGCCGGUAGGGGGGCAGGAGGGGGAAGAAGCUCGUCAUCGUCCCGCCGUCGCCUGUGGAAAUUCGCCCCGCACGAGGAGGCCGAGGGGGGCCCUCAAUCUUCGCCGAGGACGAGCGGGCGAGCGUAUGCGAGGAUCUUGUUGUCCGGAGAUCGCGCCAAUUCGGUGUGGACAAGGUGACAGUCGCCGCCAGUGGACGGCUCUGCUCUCCUCCGAGAUACGUGCGCUCGAUCGGGGGUCAAAGGAUGACGGGACGCAGCGGCGCGUCGUCGCCGCGCCCUCUGACAGCAAGCCGCGCACGGGGCGGCCCGCCCGUCUGAACACGUGGGAAUUCGCCGCCGCCGUCGCAACCCUCUUUUCGCCCCCCUUUCGCCCGAGACGAGCGUCGCCCGUCCAUCGUCAUCGCUAUCAUCGCCCUCGUCGUCAUCGGCCUCGAUAACUUCCAUUUUCUCCGGUGGAAUAUAAUAUCUUUGGGUGUGAUCGUCGUGUCCAAGAUACACGGGAUCGUGUCGCACGUGUAGGGGAAGAGAAACGUUUAAGAGGGAAGUGGUCGAAAGUAUAAGACUCGUGAUCGAUCGAUUCGUUUCCUCGCCGCCCGAUUCCUUCGUGGCCGGGCACGGUGGAAAGAAGACGUCGACCGGUCGAUUAGAAUCGAGGGGAGCCGAUGACGGGGACGAGGAAGAGAAGGAGGUCUCGGGACACGACGGCCGAGAUGGGCAGGAUUGAUCGGGAUGUGCUCGACGCCUAAUUAAAUCGAUUAGACUUUGGGGUUAAUUGUUCUGGAACGUGAGUUACCUGACCAAGAACUGACCGCGUUCGUACCACCAGCUACCGUCAUCUUUAUUAUUCGCCCUUCGUUGUUGUCGUGGCCAGUGGUGGUGGUGGAGGAUCGUGAGAAGACGAGCGGAAGGAGGGACGGUCGCGGAGGGAAAAGGAAUCGAGCGAUCGUAUCUAUCGAAACUAUCCGCGGAACGGAUCCGCUUGGUUGGCCGCCAGUGAGUUUUGGGAAGAAAUUUCGGGUGCUAAGUGACGUCUCGUGUCCUUCUUCGCUCGAACCUACCGGUGUCACCUCUUCUUCACCACCCGUUCUCUCUCUCUCUCUCUCUUUCUUCCCGCCCUGCUCUUCGUCCCAAUUCCGGUUCCCUUUUUACUCCGUUCCCCAGGUCAGAGAGAGUCUCCAAUCGUUCCUUUUCUACGAGGCCCCCGAUUGAACCGUCCGUGGCUCUCUCGCGGUUGUCAUCGGCAUGUGAGUCAAAGUGAACAACACCGUGAACAACGACUGGUGUCCAUUGUUGCGUUCAGUGCUCUUUCUUUCCUUCCCUUCGUGACAAACAACACGGAUCUCCGUACCCUUCGUGAUCGUGGCUCCGAGUGACAGAAGACCGGCUUCGAACGGCCGGUUUAGAACGCCGUUUUCCCAUCUCUGAUGAUCGCUCAAUUAGUUCGAAACUCGUGCUCCCACAGUGCAACGGUCGCGAAACGAUCCGACUUGGUUCGAGGUUGGUAACACGUCGUGUCAGUGUGAACCGGGAUUGUUUCAGGGAGCAUUGUCUCUUGUGGUGUCGUCCAAAUAUAUAUAUAUAUACACGUAUACAUACGAAGUACGUAGCAAAGGUGAUUCGAGCAGAGUGGAAACCGAUUAUGCGGACGAGUAGUCGCGGUGAUCGAUGAUCAUCCGCGCGAUCCUCCACGCUCCUCGCUCCUCGCGGAAGCAAUCAGCUGGAACCGAGUGAACGGUGUGCUUCCUGAUGUUCGCCGUGAUUGUUCGACGGUGGAUGGGGUCGUCGUCACGGCCAUAAAGCCGAUCAGCUGGAAGGAGAUUCGAAGCCGAUUGAGGAUGUCCUCAAAGAGGAAGUCACCACCAACGAAGCUAUCGGAGGGCGGGGGCGGCACGGGUACAGUGGCAGGCGCAAACGAGGAGGAGGAGGACACGACCUCGUCGGUGACCGGUGGUCCCGGUGGCGAGGUAGCCGUCGGUGAAGAGGGUCCCACCACCCCCGUCGACAUCGAGGACUGUUACCCCCACCAGAGGGGAGGUGACUGCGAGUCGUCCGGCUGCUCGUCGCCGGCGACAACCAGCGAGCCCGAUCUCAGGGACUCGCCCUCGCCAUCGUCGAAUUCCUUGCGGACCAGCAAGCGGCAGAGGAUCGUGUUGACGGGGCAGGAGGCUCUUGCCUACCAUUAUCCCCCCCACCACCACCACCACCACCAUCACCAUCACCACCACCAUCACCACACGAACACAUCCUCGUCGUCGGGCGGCGUCGUGGAACCCGCCAGCUCCUCGGAGUGCGGCUCGCCCCCCACACCCUUAACCGUCGACCCCUAUUACCCCACCCAUCCCCAUCACAACAACAACAAUAACACCGUGACGCAGAAUAACAACAAUAACAACAACAACAACGGCGGGAACGCCACCACCGCGACCACCAAGAGAUCCAUGGACGACGUGCUCAAGAGGUUAACCUUCAAGAUGAACAGCGAGUCGCUGUCCCUCCAGGACGACACGAGUAAUAACAGGCGGAACAGCCCGCCGCCCACCUCCACGCCGACCGGGCACAACGCGCAUUGCGGAGGCGUCGCCAGCGUGGCGAACAGCGUGCCACCCUCGCCCCCGGCAUCUGGCAGGAUGCAGAACACGGAUGGACAAGUGCAGCAGGAUGGCGCGUCGGCCUUGCACAGGGUCUUCUGCGCGGAGAGCUUCGCGGAGAAGGAGCGGAGGCUAUCCGAGAUGAUCCUGCAGCUGCAGCUGCUCAGGGAACAAUUGCUGCAACAGCAAGAUCAGUCGAAGAUGAUCAGCAGCCACCGGGAAGGGCCGAGCUGGGCGACGGCGCAUCUCGCGCAGAUGACCACGCAGAUGGAGAAGGAAGCGUCGCCGACGCCGAUCUCUUCCGCCGUGGCGCCGACCGCAGCCCCCUUGCAGGACCUCGACGCGCCUCUCAACCUCACCAAGCCGAAGUCCUCGUCGUCCGGGGCCACGGCGUCCUCCUCGUCGCCCGGAAGCGACUCCCACUCGACCGGGGCCGGAAGCAGCGGCCAGCAGGAGCAACCGCUCGCGGCCACCGCGCCGAAGCUCUUCCCUCCCGGGCUACCGAUGCCUCGAAAUUAUCUCACCACUCUUCCUUACGCGGGUCUUCCACCUCACCUCAGCUCCAUCUCCUCCCCGAUGGGCAAGGUAAUGGCCAAAGACGAGGCGGCUGGACCUGGAGGUGCCGUGGCAGCAGCCGCGGUCGCCGCCAUGGAGAAGCACAUCGCGAUGCAUAGCAUUUACGCGAUACCACCGAGUGCUGGCGCGAUGCCCCCAUCGCCGCAGACUCAACGGCCCGGGGGUCUCAAGCACUCCAGUUCUCGGGAAGAGGCCGCACAGGAGGAACAGGACUACCUGUCGACACCUCACAUGUGGCGGGAGCCGGGUUACAAGGUACCGGAAGACAUAACGGAAAAAGCUAAAAUGGUGAGACAGCAGAAGAGGGAGGGUGAGAACAAGCCACAUAUCAAGCGGCCUAUGAACGCGUUCAUGGUGUGGGCCAAGGACGAGCGUAGGAAAAUUUUGAAAGCCUGCCCGGACAUGCACAAUUCGAACAUAUCGAAGAUACUCGGAGCUCGAUGGAAAGCGAUGUCGAAUUCCGAGAAACAGCCAUACUACGAGGAGCAAUCACGAUUGUCGAAGCUGCACAUGGAGAAGCACCCCGACUACAGGUACAGGCCGCGGCCCAAGCGCACCUGCAUCGUGGACGGGAAGAAGAUGCGCAUAUCCGAGUACAAGUCGCUGAUGCGGCAACGGCGGCAGGAAAUGAGGCAACUGUGGUGCCGCGACAGCGGGCCAGAGAUGAGCUUCCUGUCCCCGGUCGGCUCAGAGCUGAGCACGCAACACCACCCGGGUACGGGAGCCGGGCCAUCGGCGAGGCCUAGCGUGUCGCCUCCGGCCACCAUGUUGAACGGCGGCGCGGCCGGCCCCAGUUCCGACCAUCCAUCCUUCUAUUACCCCCAGGACAGCCUCUCGCCGACGGACAUGAUGAACUUCUCGCCAGAAAACUCGGGAUCGAUCGGUGGAUACGACGCAAGCCCCCGCCACCACGACGAGGAUUGAACCGCGGCUCCGGGUCAGCCGCCAUGGCCGCCCGGAGCAUCCUCGUCAACAGCAGCAGCAGCAGCAACAGCAACGUCCACGUCCACGAGACUCGGCCACGAGUUGUUCUGGUAAAAGCUUGCGGUGAUAUUCGCGCAUAAAGAUAUACAAUGCAUAUAAUGCACGGUGGUAUAGGCCGUGAAAUAUCGUGAAAUCGGAAGGGAAAGAAUAACGAGGGAGGGAUGAACGUUCUCGAAAAUUAAGAAAUAAGUGACUGAGCGUUUCGAAGCCUCGCCCGAGAGGUUGUGAUAUAUAAUAAACGAUUCGAUUUAUUCUGUGCCAUCGUACGACGCGUGGAGGCCCUCCCGCGGAUUCGAGCGAGGCGAGUCCAUGCCUUCCUUCGAUUACCCGUCGUCGUGUCGUCGUUCACGUGCGAUCGUUUGCGAGACGAUCCCGCCUCGCUCGUGCAAAAAUUAUUGUGCAACUCGGAUCGCACCGCGCCUCUUUGGGACAGUGUCGUGGCGAGCAGAGUCGCCCAAUGUCGGCCAACACGCCCCUCCCCUCCCGUUACCCGUAUCACGUGUACGUCGAACGAGACACCGGUGAACGUGAGCUCUCGAAGGAUAAAAGGGAAUCGCAGGAAGGGAGCUUGUUAUACUUGAAAUAUACGGGGACGGGGGAAGUUGAAGGCGACGGUUGGUCCACGCAGGAAGGCUUAAGAACGGACACACGACGGCGGACACGAGGAGUACAUGGUGUAUUCCGUUGGUGUAAUCAAAAGCGCGACCAAGCCGGCGCAAAAUUGCGAACGACAAGGCCUGAUCGUGUUUAGGUAACGUUCUUAGAUAACGAGAUAUGCGCGCGAGUAGAAUUCUCGAACAGGUAACGAACGUCGAUUCGCGUCGUGUCAACGUAUAUAUGUCGGUAUCCAUCUCGCGGGUGUUUUCCGUUUAUACGCGGGGGCGCAUAAAGAGCAACAAACAUAUGAACGCUAGAAUUAUACAUAAAAUAAAAUAAAUAAAUAUAAAUAUAAAAAAAUAUAUAUAUAUAUACACACAAUUAUAUAUAUAUACAUACCUGAUUUUUCGUAAGACUGCCAUGUGUCACGUGUGUGCGCGCGUAUCAGAAGAAGAUCGAUCCGAUGCAAUCUCCCGCUCGAUCGAACUCGUUUCUAUCGCGUUUCGGUAUUAUGAACCGCGUUUCAACACACCGCGAGACGAUCGCGACACGUAUUUCAGUGUGCACGUGCGUGAGUGUGUGUGUACGAAGAUACGGUGAGCGGCCAAAAAAAAAAGUCUUGUUCCUAUUCCUUCUAGUGUGUGUGUGUGUGGUCUAAUAGCGAUACGCCAUUCCGGUCGGCCGUGUCGAUACGUGAGAAACGAUGAUAGAAAUGAUGUUAAUUAAAAAAGAAAAAAGAAAGAAGAAAAGAAAAGAAAAGAAAAUAAAGAAAGAAAUUGAACGUAAAAAGGAAAGAAAAAGAAAAAAAACUAUGGUCCGUUGAUUAUCGCGUCAUAUUAGAUAUCGUGUAAUAUUCCAGGUUCACGGCGGACGCUCCUUUUUUUCCGUAUUCACAUGCAAUCACUGUUAUCCGGUGUAUGUCGCACGAGGACCGGAACAGAGGAUGAAAGAAAUAUGUGAAAUCUCAUAUUCCGUCACACGCGAUUUGCACCCGCUCGAGUCACAGGGAUAUGUGGCCACUUCGUUUCGCGUCUUUAAAAAAAAAAAAACACUUAUAGUACUUAUAGUAUUUUUCGCAAUUAAUUUAUGGACCGUAACGACGUUAACGACGAUUAAUCAGGGCAGAGAGAAUGAGACGAUGAGAGGGUAUGGAUCGAUGGGUUGAGCGAAAGAGAGAAGAGCGUGAAAAACGCAAGCUGCGAUAAAGAGAAUGUUCUUGUUUUGUUUUGUUUUUUUUU
Molecule: messenger RNA, 6135 nt
Organism: Apis cerana (Asiatic honeybee)
Lineage: Eukaryota; Metazoa; Arthropoda; Insecta; Hymenoptera; Apidae
Gene: Sox102F
Product: transcription factor Sox102F
Biological process (GO): cell fate commitment; regulation of transcription by RNA polymerase II
Cellular component (GO): nucleus
Molecular function (GO): DNA-binding transcription factor activity, RNA polymerase II-specific; RNA polymerase II cis-regulatory region sequence-specific DNA binding
Source: RefSeq, a predicted model, not a curated record